This is a messenger RNA of Phytophthora sojae, 587 nucleotides long. RefSeq lists its product as hypothetical. The transcript has 2 exons. The record is from RefSeq and is a predicted model, not a curated record. The coding region runs from base 28 to 462 and encodes 144 amino acids. Lineage: Eukaryota; Oomycota; Peronosporomycetes; Peronosporales; Peronosporaceae.
AGUUGACACCUCUCAUGACAAGUCGUGAUGGAUCGCAUGGCGGCGCAGAUGGAGCGCGACCUGCGCUCCAAGUACAGCCACCUCAUGGUGCAGUGGUACGAGGCUGUGGACUGGACGGAGCCGCUCAUCGUGGGGCUGCUCUCCUUCCACGUGGCGCUGCUGGCAGCGCUCUGGCUCACGCGCAAGAGGCUCUACACGCAGUUCGCGCUCUUCAUCCUCAUCAUUCUACUGGUGUUGAAUACUGAGAGGCUUAACGCAUGGGGAAGGGAGAACUGGCGCCUCUUCGCCACGCAGAGAUACUUCGACCCGCAGGGGGUCUUCAUGGGCAUCUUCUACGCGGGACCGCUGCUGGCUACGGGUUUCUUCCAACUGCUGCUCAGCAUGAAGAACAUGGUGGAUAUGGUGGUGAUCGUCAAAAGGGCAGAGUACCGACAGCAACUCAAGGCUAAGAAGGAUAAGUAGAGCCGUGCCUUGGCCAGUCGUGUUCAAUUAGAUAUAGGUAGAUGACAAAAACCUUCGAGCAUGGAUGAUAACUACAGAAAACAGAAAAACUGGAGAAUAGAUGGAUCGGAAAACUGGACGCUAUC